Molecule: messenger RNA, 3585 nt
Organism: Gadus macrocephalus (Pacific cod)
Lineage: Eukaryota; Metazoa; Chordata; Actinopteri; Gadiformes; Gadidae
Gene: sema3e
Product: sema domain, immunoglobulin domain (Ig), short basic domain, secreted, (semaphorin) 3E
Exons: 17
Coding region: 346-2718 (790 amino acids)
Biological process (GO): neural crest cell migration; negative chemotaxis; axon guidance
Molecular function (GO): chemorepellent activity; semaphorin receptor binding
Source: RefSeq, a predicted model, not a curated record
CCACCACCACCACCACCACCAGCAGCAGCCGUAGCCGCCGCAGCUCGCUGUAGGAGACUCGCUGUACCAGCUACACUGAUCGCUCUGUGCUCUUUGCACGUUGUCAACCAGUGUUGUCAUCCCCGUAACGGCUCCGGAUGAAUUCUUUUCAAACCUUUUUAUAAGGGGGUCGUUUGGUAUUUUUUCAUCAGAUGCGCCGGCCGGGAUUUUUCCAUGGUACUGCUGCAGACUUUGUGGUUUUUCUUUUUCUAUCCAUUCCUGAGUUCUCCGGCGGUGUUCCGAGCGAGCGGACGCACGCCUCACUGUGUCAGACGAACGCACGUCAAGCCUGCUGCUGAUUAGAAGAUGGGAGCCUCGUGUCAAACAAAUAUGCUGCUCUUUGUUUUCCUGUGGAGUUUCUUCACACACUCUGGGCACACUGCCUACCCCAGGAUACGGCUCUCCUAUUCAGAUCUGUGGCAGAUGAACAGGACGGUGGUGUUCCAGCCCCAGCAGGGGACUCUGCUCCAGGCUCAGACCAUGCUGCUUGAUGAGCCCAACGAGAGGCUCUACGUCGGGGCCAAGAACCGCCUCCUCUCACUGCGCCUGGAGCACAUCAACAGGGACCACAAAGAGGUCCGCUGGGCGAGCAGUGAGUCCCAGAUCGAGGAGUGUCUGAUGAAGGGCCGAGAGAAGCCGGAGUGCGCCAACUACAUCAAGGUGCUGCAGCAGUACAACAGCACCCACCUGUUGGCCUGCGGGACUGGAGCUUUCAACCCCACCUGUGGUCUGCUGGCGGUGGGAACCAAGGCAGCCGACAGGCUGUUCUCCCUGGCGGAGGAGAGUGUUGAGAGCGGCCGGGGCCGCUGCCCCUACGACCCCAACAGUCUGUGCACCUCUACCCUUUACAGAGGGGAGCUGUACAUGGGCGUGUACACCGACUACUGGGAGAACGACGGGGCGCUGUGCCGACUCAACAGCCAGACGUACACGCGCACCGAGAGGGAUGACAGACAGCAGCUGAACCAGCCUAAGUUCAUCAAGUCGGCGGUGAUCCCCGAUAACGAUGACCCAGAGGACGACAAGGUGUACUUCUUCUUCACCGAGCGGGAGCAGAACCCGGAGGGAGAGACCAAGGCUGUGUACACCCGGGUCGGACGCGUCUGUGCUAACGACCAGGGAGGCCGGAGAAUGUUGGUCAACAGAUGGAGCUCCUUCCUGAAGACGCGCCUCAUCUGCUCGGUGGCCGGGGCCAACGGCAUCGACACACACUUUGACGAGCUCGAGGACAUCUUUGUGCUCCAGAACAAGGACCAGAAGAAUCCAGAGAUCUUUGGACUUUUCAGCACCACAAGCGCCGUCUUCAAGGGCUACGCCGUGUGCGUCUACCAGAUGGACGACGUCAGGGCGUCCUUCAACGGGCCCUUCGCCCAGCGGGAGAGGCCUGGCCACCACUGGACCCCCUACGAGGACCGCGUGCCCUACCCCCGCCCGGGCUCCUGUGCCAGUAAGAUGAACGGCGGGGGCUUCUCCAGCUCCAAGGAGUUCCCUGACGAGGUUCUGCGCUUCGUGCGCGCCCACCCGGUCAUGUACCGGGCCGUGCAGCCACUGCACCGCCGGCCCGUCCUGCUGCAGACCCAGGGGGGGGGGCGCAGGCUGACCCAGCUGGCGGUGGACCGCGUCCAGGCCCAGGACGGGCACUACCACGUCCUGUACAUCGGCACCGACGACUCUGUGGUGUUGAAAGUGAUCACCAUCUACAACAAAGACACGGACACUGUGGAGGAGGUCCUGCUGGAGGAGCUCCAGGUGUUCCAGGUGCCCACAACAAUAACAGAAAUAAUCAUAUCAUCCAAAAAGCAGCAGCUGUACGUGGGCUCAGAGGUGGGCGUGGCCCAGGUGAGGCUGCACCAGUGUGAGCUCUACGGCUCCCAGUGCGCCGACUGCUGCCUGGCCAGGGACCCCUACUGUGCCUGGGAUGGGCUCACCUGCUCCAGGUACUACCCUGCUGGAGUCUACCCCAAAAGCCGCCGGUUCAGGCGCCAGGAUGUUCGCCAUGGCAACGCCGUCCAGCUGUGUAAUGGGCUGCAGAUCGACGACCAGCAGCUGGGCGUGGCAGAGGAGAGGACGGUCUACGGGGUGGAGACCAACAGCACCCUCCUGGAGUGCACCCCUCGCUCCCUUCAGGCCAGGGUGCUCUGGUUCAGACAGCAGGGAGAGCUGCAGCAUGAGCUCCAGGCCAGCGAGCGCGUGGUGCCGACCGCGCACGGGCUGCUCCUCCUGCACGUGCGCGGCUCCGACGCCGGCGUGUACGUGUGCCAGGCGGCCGAGCACGGCUACGUGCACGCCCUGCUGCGCGUGGCGCUGGUGGUGCUGAAGGGGGAGCGCGCGGCGGCGGCGGCGGCGGCGGCGGCGGUGGCGGCGGGCGACAGAGAGAAGGAGCUGUCGUGUCCCUCCUCCUCCUCCUCCUCCUCCACCUCCUCCACCUUCGGGGGUCCCCAGACGGGGGGGCAGCCCGGCCCCCACUCCCGGGUGUGGUACAAGGAGUUCCUGCAGCUGAUUGGCUACGGGGACGCCCAGCGGGUGGAGGAGUACUGCGAGCGGGUGUGGUGCUCGGACAAGAAGCGCAAGAAGCCCAAGAGGAGGUAUGCCCCCCCCGGGGGGGGGGGGGAGAAGAAGGGGAAGGCCCGAGCAGGGGAGGGCUCCCACCGUGCCCCCAGACACACACUGGAUACAUGAGGGUGUGUGUGUGGCCACGCAUGCACACACACACACACGCCCCCCCCCCGCACACACACACACGCACACAUGUGGAAACACGCACGCGGUCAAACACGCCCGCACACAGAUGUUGAAACACACACGCACACACUGUUGUUGAAAUGCACACACUCACACACACACGCACACCUCACGCCAACACACAUUUUGAGACAUAAACAUCCCCUCACCCCCACCAACACACCAACCCUCACCCCCACACACAGACUAAAGGUCAGGCUCUCUUGUGUUCCCACCACCGAGCAGAUAUCAGGACACAAUUUGUCCCUAGUAUUAUUAUUAUUCGUGUGAGGUAUAUUCGCUUUAAAUGUCCAAAACAACCUUUAGGUCAAAUCAGGGCAAGUUUGUUGAGCAGAUGAAUCCUCACAUGAUCAGCGUUGAAUACGGGGUUACGUAAAGUCCUGUGGACCGUCAGAACACUGGGCCCCUGCAUGUGCUGAGAUGAAAUGGGGUGGAGCGUGAGCUCUGACCUCAGAGACAUGCCAGGCAUAAGCUCCCCCCCCCCGGAGUGAGCCAGAGCAAACCGGUUGACCAAAACAAACACAAGAGACUUGACAAGCGGCUGAUCUCCUCCCGGCGCUGCGGCCAAUCACCGCGACCCGUUCGCCGUGUCACUGUAUCCCAUGCCAUCCCAUAUUUUCUACUAAUUUAUUUACUUUCAGUUUUCAAUCGUAGAUGGGUGUUCAACUGGAAGUACAGUGUUUUUCAUGUUUUUUGUAGCUAAAACGAGCUUUGAGUUUAGUGAUGCUUUAAUAGCAGUGAUCAUAAUGAUGAUAUGGGUUUGAUGGCAUGUAUUAUCAAUAAUAAAUAAGCCCUUAAACUAAA